Molecule: messenger RNA, 1581 nt
Organism: Penicillium brevicompactum
Lineage: Eukaryota; Fungi; Ascomycota; Eurotiomycetes; Eurotiales; Aspergillaceae
Product: wax synthase family protein
Exons: 1
Coding region: 1-1581 (526 amino acids)
Biological process (GO): lipid metabolic process
Source: RefSeq, a predicted model, not a curated record
AUGGCCGAUCCCCGCUAUGGCUCCUACAGGGAUCUUGCCAAGAGCUAUGAGAGCGAGCUAGAUAUCUUGAUCGACCAGGGUGUCUAUAAGCCCAUGUUUCUCUACCAUGUGGUCAUAAUUCAUGUUUUGCCCAUGAUAGGCCUUGCCAUUCCACGCAGCAGCGGCGGCCAUCAUAUUCGGAAAGUGCUUUUUGCUGUCUGUGUGGGCAUUGCCAUAGAAAUCUUUCAAAACCGUCGCGCGGUCGUUGGAGGAAAUGGUUACAUGCUCGGGCUUAUGACCGCAUGGUGGCUGAUAUGGACUGCCACGUUGUUUAUUUUCACGGAUCUUGAGCGUGAUCACAAGCGUAUCGAAAGAAAGCCUUCUAGCGGGCAACUCCAGGAUUUGCAACUUGACCAGAACAACAAUCCUGCUUCGAAUGAUUCAUCAUCCAAACGACUUGAAAGUGAUGCAUUUGUCUGGCAGUCUUACCCUGCCAAGUUCUCGCAUCGUCUGGAGUGGUGUGCUGGAUUGUUUUUCAAUCUUAGAGGACCGGAGUGGAAUUGGCGAGCUCCUCAUUUAGGCCCAUUGCCUCGAUCAAUUCAUGUCCAGUUGCAUUCGGGGUUCACGGAGAAUAUCAAAGCACAAGAAGACUCUACGUUCCCAACUGCUAAAGAGCGAGUCCGGGCUGCAUUUCGCAGAUUUUUCAUCUCAUAUCUCAUUUUGGAUGUCCUGAAAGUCAUUAUACUGAUGCCAGACCCAUAUUUCCGUGGCAUUGCUCCAUCUUAUUCAGUUUCGCCUCCACCAUUUCCAUUUUUCUACUUCCCAGGGCUGGAGAUUCACCCUGUUCUAGCCCAGCUCUGUCGCUGCCUAUACAGCGCUGGAAGUGUCUAUGUUGCCCUUGAAUUUGUUACCCCAUUGAACGCAAUAUUCUUCCUCGGGCUGUCUCUCGCAUUCCCCAAUGCAGCCCGGGGCCUCACUGCUGCUCCGCUGGGAACUUCGUGGUUGUAUUCUGACACAUUCGGACCUUUCAUCCAACCUGUCCUUGAUAAUGGACUGGCGGGCUGUUGGGGCAAAUGGUGGCACCAGCUGUUUCGAAAUGGGUUUGUGAAUACAGCACGAUGGAUUCUAUCCUUUUUACCUACCAGCCUGACUUCUCGGUUGAAUUUCAGACGCUUUGUGUACGUGACGGUGGCUUUCUGCAUCAGCGGUCUCAUCCAUGCUUGCGGAAGCCGCACUCAGCUUGCGACUACACGUCCGGUAUCUGGGCCGUUUUUGUUCUUCGCUUUGCAGGGCGUUGCAAUACUGGCGGAGCAGGUGUUCAAGACUGGUGUUCUCCCAAGACUGCCCCUUGACGGUACACCCAGAUGGGUGAGACGGACGGCAAAUUUUUCGAUUGUCUUUUGCUGGUUGAUGGCUUCGGGCUGUCUCAUUGCAGAUGACUUUGCGAGAGGAGGCCUGUGGCUAAUGGAGCCUGUCCCAUUUAGUCCAUUGCGUGGUCUUGGAUUCGGAAUGCAAGGUGAAGGUUGGUGGUGUUGGAGAGAACCCUGGUUCCGAUAUUGGAGUGAUGGUACAUAUUGGGGAAGUGGUAUACGGGUUUUGUGA